Neospora caninum is the source of this 1113-nucleotide messenger RNA. RefSeq lists its product as hypothetical. The coding region runs from base 1 to 1113 and encodes 370 amino acids. Lineage: Eukaryota; Apicomplexa; Conoidasida; Eucoccidiorida; Sarcocystidae. Gene Ontology annotation, biological process: nucleotide-excision repair; proteasome-mediated ubiquitin-dependent protein catabolic process. The record is from RefSeq and is a predicted model, not a curated record. Gene Ontology annotation, cellular component: nucleoplasm; cytosol. Gene Ontology annotation, molecular function: ubiquitin binding; damaged DNA binding; polyubiquitin modification-dependent protein binding. The transcript has 8 exons.
AUGCGGCUGCGCAUCCGGACGCUGAGCAACGAGGAGGCGGAGCUCGAUGUGGGGCCGGAGGAGACGAUUUUCAAUUUGAAAGAGAAGGUGGAGCAGAAAUGGCCCCAUAUGCCUGCAGUUCGCCAGAAACUCGUGCACGCGGGAAAGAUUCUGGCCGACUCCCAGAAGGUCAAAGAGUGCCCCUCGCUGAAGGAAAACGACCGCCUCGUCGUCAUGGUCACCAAGGCCGUCGCACAGCCCGCCGGGGCUUCCUCCAGUGCGGCGCCGGCAGCCCCUGCGCCUGCGUCUUCAGCGACGGCCUCGCCCUCGGAGACGCCCAGUGGAGACUCAGCCGCCGCUUCCAGCGCGGGCGCCUCCGCAGUGUCCGCGGACGCUUCAGGGUCUGCCUCGGCGCCUGCGCCCUCAGGAACGUCCGAAGGGGAGGCUGGCGAGGCCCUCACGCGCACCGCGGCCGAGUCGGCGCUCUUCACGGGACCGCAGCUCGAGGAGACCUUGACGCACUUAGUCGCCAUGGGCUUCCCGCGCGACCAAGCCGAACAGGCGAUGCGCGCAGCCUUUAACAAUCCGGACCGAGCUGUCGAGUAUCUCAUGAAUGGAAUGCCCCCGGAAGUCUCUGCAUUGUUUGGCGGAGCCAGUGGGGAGGCGCAGGAUGCCGAGGGCGACGCUAUCGCUGACGAAGGAGACGCAGACGGCGACGAAGGAGACGAAGACGAUGGAAAUCCUCUAGGCGCGCUGAGACACCACCCAGCCUUCAAUCAAAUCCGACAAAUGGUCCAGGCCAAUCCGGCGAUGCUGCCGCAGGUUCUGCAACUCAUCGGGAACUCAAACCCGCAACUUUUGGAACUGAUCACGCAGAACCAAGAUGCUUUCCUGGAAAUGCUGCAAAGCGGCCAGGGUACGGGCGAGGCCGGUGCGCCCGGCACAGGCUUCGGCGCCGGAGGCAUCAUUCAGAUGACUCCGGACGAAAUGGAAGCCUUGCAGCGGCUCGAGGCCCUCGGCUUCUCUCGUCACCAGGCCGUGGAGGCCUAUCUUGCUUGCGACAGAAAUGAGGAAAUGGCGGCAAAUUAUCUCUUUGAGAAUCUGAACGACUUGGGCGACGAUGCCGGGGAUUGA